GCGCCGCGUCCGUGUGUUUGUUACAUGGAUCUGGAUUAUUAUUACUGCACCCGGAGGUGAAGUAGCAUCAGCAUGUUGGAUUCCAGUCCGUCUGAGCUGCUGGCUGCUCUCUGUCACAGCAGUGGGGAAAGUUUGUUUCCUGUUUGGGAGAAUGGCCACGUCGGUAUCUGUUUUAAUGCUCUGCUUUUUGGAGCUCUGCCUAAUGCUGCUUUGGCUGUGGGCAGUGCUGCGUACCUCAGUGUCCACAGGAUCAGCAGUCUCCAGUCCUCUCCUCCGUGUGGCUGGACCCUUAGACUCCUCUCCUCUCUCCUCCUCUCUCUCCUCUUCAUUGCGGACCUCAUAGUAGUGUCCAUUCUACACCAACAAGACAUGUACCUCUCAAUCCUCACCAGUAGUUGUGGGCUUCUGGGCUGGACUAUUCACUCUGGGGCCAUUUUUGUUCUCCAAAAAUCAAUCCACAGAAGAGGAAGAGGGCCAGUGCUACUUUUUAUACUUGUGCUAUUGUCCAUUCCAAAUCUAGUUUUUAUAUUAUUGGACUUUGCUGACUCAGAUGACUAUUUAAACUUGGGCAAGCCCCUGAAAGUGACACAGCUAGCUUUAGCAUCUACCCGAGCUUUUGUUUUGCUACUUUAUCUUUUGGCCUAUUUGUUUCCAUGUAUAAGAAAUGCUGGAUAUACUUUAUAUGUGAAUACAGUGGAUGGAUCACCACUUAUUCCUGAUCAAGAAUUGGACACAGGUGAGAUGGUCGCAGAAGACGGCAGCACCUGUUUUUCUCGUGUUUUUUAUUUGUGGCUCAAUCCUUUGCUACUCAGAGGCAAAAAGGGGGAUUUAAACCGACCAGUCGAUGUAUACCACUUACCAUGGGGUCUCCGAACUAGUGUCAUCUCCCGUCAUUUUCAAAAAAGCUGGGACCACUGCAGAGGCCAGGCUGUUCUAAACCAGGAUAAUGACUGGCCACGUCCAGUCAGUAGCUCCCAUUCAACUGAAGACAAUGUAGAAUUGGAGGGAGAUGUUUUGCUCAUAAAAGUGUUGCACAAAGCAUUUGGAUUGAAAUAUUAUUCACUUGGAUUGUUGAAAGUGACUGUAAAUCUUUUGACAUUUUGUGCGCCACUUCUUCUAAGCAGUUUUGUGAAUUUUAUUGAGGAAAAAGAUUCUCCUGUCAGCACUGGGGCCUGGUGUGCUUUUGGACUCUUUGCCUCCACUCUAAUAACGUCACUACUCAGGAGUCUAUAUGUGUUUCAGAUCUCUAAAGUGUCCCUGUGUGCCCGGGCGGCUCUGGUCUCCUCAAUCUACAGUAAAGCUCUGCGUGUUUGUGGCAGUGGUCUCAGUGGCUUCACUCUAGGGGAAGUGGUGAACCUCAUGAGCACUGACACAGAUCGCGUCGUAAAUUUCUUCAACAGCUUCCACGAACUCUGGAGCCUUCCCUUCCGCUUCAGUGUCACCCUCUACCUCCUCUACCUGCAGGUGGGCUUGGCAUUCCUGGGUGGCCUCAUGGUGGCGCUGUUACUGGUGCCCUUCAAUAAGUUCUUGGCUACACAAAUCAUCAGGAACAAUAAAGAAAUGCUUAAACACAAGGACAGCAGAGUCAAGCUAAUGACAGAGAUCUUGUUUGGGAUCCGUGUGAUAAAGUUUUACCACUGGGAGCCUCACUUCACAGCACGAGUGUUUGAGAGCAGAGCAAAGGAGCUGUCUCACCUGAAGACUCUGAAGUACCUGGACGCUCUGUGUGUGUACACCUGGGCCGCACUGCCUGUGGUUAUCUCCAUCCUCACCUUUGUCACCUACACUCUGCUGGGGCAUGACCUCACUGCUGCUAAGGUGUUCACAACUUUAGCUCUAGUGGGGCAGCUGAUCAUCCCUCUGAAUGCCUUUGCGUGGGUUGUGAACGGGGUCCUGGAGGCAAAAGUGUCUUUGGACCGAAUCCAGAAAUUCUUCAAUCUCAAGAACCAGGACUUGCAGUCACACUAUGCUCUGGUUUGUCCUGAAGACGACCAAACCUGUGUUCUGUUGAACCAGGGAACCUUCUCAUGGCAGAGUCCAGACCAGAACCAGGACCAUGGAUCCGAGAGACCAGAGAGAGAGACCAAAGGCAGUCUAAUCCUCCAGGGACUCAACCUCCAUGUAACUAAGGGCUCACUGGUUGUUGUUGUGGGAAAAGUUGGCUGUGGAAAGAGUUCCUUGUUGGCUGCUCUCACUGGAGAACUAAACCGGUUGAGUGGGGUGGUUUUUGUCGCCGGUCAAGACCAUGGCUUUGGCCUGGCCUCGCAGGAGUCUUGGAUCCAGCAUGCUUCAGUCCGGGACAAUAUUCUGUUUGGGAAAGACUACGAUCCAGAGUUUUAUCAGAGGGUCAUUGAGGCCUGUGCUCUUAGUGAUGAUCUUACUGUUUUGCCGAACGGCGACAGGACAGCGGUGGGAGAGAAUGGAGUGACUCUGAGCGGAGGACAGAAAGCCCGACUCGCUUUGGCCCGAGCUGUUUACAUGGACAAACCAAUCUACCUCCUGGACGACCCACUGGCUGCUGUGGACACUGAUGUGGCAGAACACCUGAUGAAGAGGUGCAUCAUGGACCUGCUGAAGGAUAAGACCAGGAUCCUCUGCACUCACCGCAUUGAGUUUGUGGAUAAAGCUGAUGCAGUCAUCCUAAUGGAGGAUGGAAAAAUCAUAAAAACAGGGUCUCCAGCAGAAAUAAUUCCUUUGGUGGAGGUUGCACCAAAGACACGGAAAAAUAAAGACAACAAGAAUGAAAAUGAUGAUGGAGAUACGGAGGAGGAGGGCUCCCUGUCACCCCUUUCUGUACCCACAGAUAGUGAUUCAUGUGGGGAAGAGCAGAAGGCAGUCGGGGGCCUGGCCUGGAGUGUGUACCAGUCAUACUGGAAGUCUGUGGGAACAACACUGGCCUUCUCCGUGCUUCUGUCUCUGCUUCUUAUGCAAGCCUCCAAAAACUUGUCCGACUGGUGGUUGUCCUACUGGAUCUCACAGCUCAGAAACAAUGGUUCCCACAGAUUUGAUGGUUCCUCUUCUGAGGUCCCCAUCUCUCCUCACCUGCUGCUCUUUUCCCAACACCAACUUGUGUCUCCUCUGUCACCAAUUCACUCUCUGAAUAACCUUAGCUCAGAUGUGAAAUUUUACCUGACGGUUUAUGGGGGAAUUGCUGUGGGUAACACUGUCUUCACUGCACUGAGAGCGUUUCUGUUUGCCUACGGAGCCAUCUGCGCCGCGACCACCAUCCACAACAGGCUCCUAGACAGAGUGCUAAAGGCCACUGUGAGUUUCUUCGACACCACUCCUCUUGGUCGUAUUUUGAACCGCUUCUCCUCAGACAUCUACAGUAUCGACGACAGCCUUCCCUUUGUCCUCAACAUCCUUCUGGCCAAUGUGUUUGGGCUGCUGGGUAUCCUGGUGAUUAUGAGCUACGGGCUGCCCUGGAUCCUAGUGCCGCUGGUUCCUCUGGCUCUGGGCUACUACAGAAUACAGUCCUUUUAUAGACACACGUCACGAGAGCUCAAACGCCUCUGCAGCCUUACACUCUCCCCCCUUUACUCGCACUUCUCUGAAACGAUCACUGGACUGGCAACAAUAAGGGCAACUCGCAGCGCAGCCAGGUUUCAGGAGGAGAAUACAAAGCGUCUGGAGCAGAACCAGCGCUGUUUGUUUGUUUCCAACGCGGCAAUGCAGUGGCUCUACGUCCGACUACAGCUCAUCGGGGUUGCUGUCGUGACAGGGCUUGCGGUCAUUGCUUUGGUGCAACAUCAGCUCAAGUCGGUUGACCCUGGUUUGGUGGGGCUGUCCCUGUCCUAUGCCCUCUCUAUCACACUGCUCUUAGCUGACCUCAUCUCAACAUUCACUCAGACUGAGAUGCAGUUGGUGAGUGUGGAACGAACGGAGGAGUACUGCACAGACCUGCCCACAGAGCCCCAGGACCUCACCUCUGACCUGCCUUCCAGUUGGCCUGAGCAGGGCUGGGUGGAGUUUCGGUCAGCGGUGUUAUGUUACAGGGAAGGGCUGCCCAAUGCUCUGGAGGGGGUCAGUCUGGUGGUACGACCCGGGGAGAAGGUUGGCAUCGUUGGCAGAACAGGGUCAGGCAAGUCCUCUCUGUUCCUGGCUCUGUUUCGGAUGGUGGAACUGGCCGAGGGACAAAUACUACUGGAUGGACUGGACAUCAGCACUGUCGGGCUGCCUCAGCUCAGGUCGAGGCUGGCUAUUAUCCCUCAAGACCCGUUCCUGUUCAGUGGGUCUGUGAGGCAAAACCUGGACCCCUGUGAGAGGCACUCAGAGCAGCAGCUACAUGAUGUCCUGGAGCAGUGCCACCUCAGCAGCGCUGUGCACAGGAUAGGAGGUCUGGAUGCAGAGGUGGGAGAGAGAGGGAAGUCCUUCUCAGUGGGACAGAGGCAGCUUCUGUGUUUGGCCAGAGCUCUUCUUACUAAGGCCAAGGUGCUCUGCAUAGAUGAAGCUACAGCCAGUGUGGACCAGAAAACUGACAAACUUCUGCAGAAGACGAUUAGAGAGACUUUCAGAGACAAAACGGUGCUCACCAUCGCUCACAGGAUAAACACUAUUUUGGACUGUGACCGUGUGCUGGUGAUGGGCGGUGGGCAGGUGCAGGAGUUUGAUUCCCCUGAAGUUCUUUGUCAAAACGAAAGCUCAAUGUUCCAUAGACUGGUUAUGGGAGGAGCCGCUCAGGGAGAGGACUAAAAUCUGAAUGUAUUUUUACUUUUUAUUUGAAGAAUUGACAAAAAAUAAGGGAAAACUGUGAAGAAACUACACAAUUUUUUGCACUUUUUUGAGUAUGGCCACUGUUUACUUUUAAAUGUUACAAGCUAAUUCUGAGUUUUGCUAGCCUGAAAUUACAUGUUUUCAACACAGUAAUCACUGUAUUUUUCGUCCUCUGUUCAUGACUAAUUACUAUAAAUGCUUACAAAAUACAAGUGAAAUCACAACCUAAAUAUCUGUGCAUCAGCAGUAUGUUUUCUAAUUUUAAUGUCAAGCCCUGGUUACGUGUAUUUUGAAAUUUUGAAAUUUUUGAUGACAUUUUAAUGGAAUGUAGAAAACGAGGGUCACAAACAUAGUGACAGAAAUAUGAUAUAAUAAUCGCCUUAAAUGUCCUAAAGAAGUUUUAUCUUGUUUAAUUGUGAAGUAGAACAGGCACAGAAUAUCAGACAAAAAAAUGAUGGACCUUUGUGAAUUGUUUAAGGAGUGGAAAGCACUAAAUAAGUAUUUGUUUUAUCUACCUGUUUUAAAACUAAAUGAAGGUGAAAUAAAGUGUUUUGAUAAAUGACACAAUAAUACCAGUAAUGUCAAUACCAGUAUGUCUACACUUAUUACUGUACAUUAUACAAACCGCACCUUAUUUUUCUCGGCCGUCUCUGUUCGGUUUAUUUUUAGAAAUAAAUUUUUAUACUUUUUGUUACAGCUUUUUUUCUGCCAAAUUAUUUUGUAAAAUCUUGUCACUGCAAUCAAUAGGGCUUGAUCCUUUUUGAAG
Molecule: messenger RNA, 5479 nt
Organism: Periophthalmus magnuspinnatus
Lineage: Eukaryota; Metazoa; Chordata; Actinopteri; Gobiiformes; Gobiidae
Gene: abcc10
Product: ATP-binding cassette, sub-family C (CFTR/MRP), member 10
Exons: 25
Coding region: 73-4692 (1539 amino acids)
Biological process (GO): transmembrane transport
Cellular component (GO): membrane
Molecular function (GO): ABC-type transporter activity; ATP binding; ATP hydrolysis activity
Source: RefSeq, a predicted model, not a curated record